Molecule: messenger RNA, 1527 nt
Organism: Endocarpon pusillum Z07020
Lineage: Eukaryota; Fungi; Ascomycota; Eurotiomycetes; Verrucariales; Verrucariaceae
Exons: 5
Coding region: 1-1527 (508 amino acids)
Biological process (GO): transmembrane transport
Cellular component (GO): membrane
Molecular function (GO): transmembrane transporter activity
Source: RefSeq, a predicted model, not a curated record
AUGGAGAAACACAGCGAGGGCGGCGGCAGACGGACGUCGGUUAGUUCCCAUAUCCUGGCCGACCCUGAGGAUAAGGCCGUUUCUUUCGACGAAGCCGUACCCUUUGACCAGCAGGCGACCAAGAACCUUCUACGGAAGCUUGAUUACCACCUUGUCCCUUUCCUCGCCCUUCUCUACCUAUUGAGCUUCCUUGACCGUACCAACAUUGGCAAUGCACGGCUUGCCGAGCUUGAGGUCGAUCUUGGGAUGGAAGGGCUCGAUUACAACAUUGCCCUGGCCAUCUUCUUUCCUUUCUACGUUGCCGCUGAGAUCCCCAGCAACAUGAUGUUGAAGAAGCUGCGGCCCAGCAUCUGGUUCACCUUUAUCAUGAUGGCAUGGGCCAUCUGCACUACAUUGAUGGGAGUCGUCCAAGACUUCCCCGGCCUACUUGUUUGCCGCGCCUUCUUGGGCGUCGCUGAAGGCGGGUUAUUUCCUGGGGUCACUUAUUACAUCACGAUGUGGUACCGUCGACACGAAUGUGGCUUUCGCAUGGCUCUGUUCUUCUCUGCUGCGACUGCUGCUGGUGCGUUCGGCGGCUUAUUAGCCCGAGGCCUUUCUGAAAUGUCUGGUCUUGGAGGUCUUCGUGGCUGGGCCUGGAUCUUCAUCAUUGAGGGCAUUUUGACCUUUCUGGUGGCAUGUGUGGCAUAUUGGGUCAUCAAUGACUAUCCCAAAACCGCCAAAUUCCUCACCCACUCGGAACGAACGGAGGUGCAACGCCGACUGAAGGACGACCGGUCUUCGCUCGCCGACGAGUUCGAUCUUAGAUACUUCCAUCAAGCAAUCAGGGACUGGAAAAUAUAUGUGCACAUGUUUAUCACGAUCGGAAUCUACACUCCCCUCUAUUCCAUCGCGCUCUUCCUGCCCACCAUCGUCAGGAGCAUGGGCUACACCAACGAACGAGCCCAAUUGAUGACUGUUCCUCCUUACGUUGUCGCCUGUGUUUUCACCAUUGGCGCCGGCUACGGCGCCGAUCGGGCAGGGCAAAGAGGCAUCUUCAUGAUGACGUUCGAGCUGGUGGCGAUCGCUGGAUUUACUAUGCUUAUCAGCAGUGGCAGGCCGGCGGUGCAGUAUGUCGGCACCUUCUUUGCCGCAAGUGGCCACUCACGUCCUGCUCCAACAGGGAUCUAUCCGCUCGUCCCGCUCGGCGUGGCAUGGAACGGGAACAAUAUCGGUGGCAGUCUCAAACGGGGCGUUGGCAUUGCCAUGCACGUCGGCUUCGGUAAUCUUGGGGGUGUGAUCGCUGCUUUCGUCUAUCAAUCCAGGUAUGGACCGAGAUUCUUCAACGGCCACGGCAUCCUCAUCGGCACCAUCACCAUGUCUUUCGUCCUGUCCACACUGAUGACGAUCUAUCUUCGUCGGGAGAAUGCACGACGGGAUAAGGAGGCGGCGGCUUUGGGGAAGAUGACUUUGGAUGAUUAUACGCAGGAGCAGAAGGAUGAACAGAGGCAUCGUGGUGACUAUGCUACAUUUUUCCGGUAUACUAUCUAG